Cololabis saira (Pacific saury) is the source of this 4671-nucleotide messenger RNA. Its product is annotated as glutamate receptor ionotropic, NMDA 2B-like. The record is from RefSeq and is a predicted model, not a curated record. NCBI's taxonomy places the organism in Eukaryota, Metazoa, Chordata, Actinopteri, Beloniformes, Belonidae. Gene Ontology annotation, biological process: long-term synaptic potentiation; monoatomic ion transport; synaptic transmission, glutamatergic. Gene Ontology annotation, cellular component: postsynaptic density membrane; postsynaptic membrane; NMDA selective glutamate receptor complex. Gene Ontology annotation, molecular function: NMDA glutamate receptor activity; transmitter-gated monoatomic ion channel activity involved in regulation of postsynaptic membrane potential.
AUGAACGAGACCGACCCCAAGAGCAUCAUCAACCGGAUCUGCGCGCAGAUGACCAGGAACUCGCUGCAGGGCGUGGUGUUCGGGGACGACACGGACCAGGAGGCCAUCGCCCAGAUACUGGACUUCAUCUCGGCUCAGACGCACAUCCCCAUCCUGGGAAUCAGAGGAGGGUCGUCCAUGGUCAUGGCUGCCAAGGACGACCAAUCCAUGUUUUUCCAGUUCGGGCCGUCCAUCGAGCAGCAGGCCUCCGUCAUGUUGAACAUCAUGGAGGAGUACGACUGGUACAUCUUCUCCAUCGUCACCUCGUACUACCCCGGUUACGAGGACUUCGUCAACAAGGUCCGCAGCACCAUCGAGAACAGCUUCGUGGGCUGGGAGCUGGAGGAAGUCCUGCUACUCGACAUGUCCGUGGACGACGGCGACUCCAAGAUCCAGAACCAGCUGAAGAAGCUGCAGAGUCCCGUCAUCCUUCUCUACUGCACCAAAGAGGAGGCCAGCACCAUCUUCGAGGUGGCCCGCUCCGUCGGCCUCACGGGUUACGGCUUCACCUGGAUCGUGCCCUCGCUCGUGGCUGGGGAUGCGGACCAUGUUCCUUCUGUCUUCCCUCCAGGGCUUAUCUCUGUGUCAUAUGACGAAUGGGACUACAACAUCGAGGCCAGGGUACGUGACGCAGUGGCUGUCAUCGCCACGGCAACCUCCACCAUGAUGUUGGACCGGGGGCCACACACGCUGCUGAAGUCCAGCUGCCUCGGGACGCCCGACAAAAAAGGCUCCAGCGUCGGCUACUCCAAGGAAAUCUUGAAGUACGUCAUGAAUGUGACAUUUGAGGGUCGAAACCUGUCAUUUAGUGAAAAAGGCCACCAGAUGUUCCCCAAGCUGGUCAUCGUACUCCUGGACAAAGACAGACAAUGGGACCGGGUCGGCAAGUGGGAGAGAGGCUCUUUGACGAUGAGGUACCACGUGUGGCCUCGCUUUGAGCUGUUCUCUGCCGAGGAGGAGCGGGAGGACCACCUGUCCAUCGUCACGCUGGAGGAGGCGCCGUUUGUCAUCGUGGAGGACGUGGACCCGCUCAGCGGGACCUGCAUGAGGAACACCGUUCCCUGCCGCAAGCAGCUGAAACUCAGCAAUCAAACGGGGGAUUCGGGGAUUUACAUCAAGCGCUGCUGCAAAGGUUUCUGUAUCGACAUCCUGAAGAAGAUCGCCAAGAACGUGAAGUUCACAUACGACCUCUACCUGGUCACCAACGGCAAACACGGCAAGAAGGUGAACGGGACGUGGAACGGCAUGGUGGGAGAGGUGGUGUUCAAAAAAGCCCAAAUGGCAGUGGGUUCACUCACCAUCAAUGAAGAGAGAUCGGAGGUCAUCGACUUCUCCGUGCCCUUCAUCGAGACGGGCAUCAGUGUCAUGGUCUCCCGUAGCAACGGCACCGUCUCUCCCUCCGCCUUUCUCGAGCCCUUCAGCGCUGAUGUCUGGAUCAUGAUGUUUGUGAUGCUGCUGUUGGUGUCAGCUGUGGCUGUGUUCGUGUUCGAGUUCUUCAGCCCCGUGGGUUAUAAUCGCUGUCUGGUAGACGGCCGAGAGCCCGGCGGACCCUCGUUCACCAUCGGGAAGGCGAUCUGGCUGCUGUGGGGUCUGGUUUUCAACAACUCCGUCCCGGUGCAGAACCCCAAGGGCACCACCAGUAAGAUCAUGGUGUCGGUGUGGGCCUUCUUCGCCGUCAUCUUCCUGGCCUCCUACACGGCCAACCUGGCCGCCUUCAUGAUCCAGGAGGAGUACGUGGACCAGGUGUCGGGCCUGUCAGACAAAAAGUUUCAGAAACCUAACGAGUUCUCCCCGCCGUUCCGGUUCGGCACCGUCCCCAACGGCAGCACCGAGCGCAACAUCCGCAACAACUACAGGGACAUGCACGCCUACAUGACCAGCUUCCACCAGAAGAACGUCGACGAAGCCUUGUACAGUCUGAAGCACGGCAAAUUAGACGCCUUCAUCUACGACGCCGCCGUCCUGAACUACAUGGCCGGCCGAGACGAGGGCUGCAAGCUGGUAACCAUCGGCAGCGGCAAGGUGUUUGCUACUACCGGCUACGGCAUCGCCAUCCAGAAAGACUCGGGCUGGAAGCGAGCGGUGGACCUGGCCAUCCUGAUGCUGUUUGGAGACGGUGAGAUGGAGGAGCUGGAGGCGCUGUGGCUGACGGGCAUCUGCCACAACGAGAAGAACGAGGUGAUGAGCAGCCAGCUGGACGUGGACAACAUCGCCGGGGUGUUCUACAUGCUCGGCGCCGCCAUGGUGCUGUCGCUGCUCACCUUCAUCUGCGAGCACUGGUUCUACUGGCAGCUGCGCUUCUGCUUCAUGGGCGUGUGCUCGGGGACGCCGGGGGCCACGUUCACCAUCAGCAGAGGCAUCUGGAGCUGCAUCCACGGGGUCCAAAUAGAGGAAAACAAGUCAACGCUGGACUCGCCGUCGUCCACCAUAAAGAAGAACAUGAACAACACCCACUCCAACAUCCUGCGGUUGCUCCGCACCGCCAAGGACAUGACGGCCGUGCCGGGCGUCAACGGCUCCCCGCACGCGGCCUUGGAGUACAGCCACGGCGGCGGCGGCGGCGGCCGGGAGCCGGCCAUCUACGACAUCCAGGAGCACCGGCGCAGCCUGGUGGGCCACCCGGCAGACUGCAAGCCCGCACCGCCCUACCUGCCGGAGGACAACAUGUUCAGUGACUACAUCAGCGAGGUGGAAAGGACUUUUGGCAACAUGCCCCUGAAGGACAGCAACCUGUACCAGGACCAUUACCGGCACCACCACCCGGCCUCGGCUCUGGGUAUGUCCGGCCCCCCGCCCAACCGGCCACGCAGCCUGGGCAGCGCCAGCUCGCUGGAGGGCGGCAUGUUCGAUUGCGAUAGUCUAGGGGGAGGGGUGGCGCCCAUCUUCACCACGCAGCCUCGGCCCUCCAUGACUCACAGGAACACGAGUAAAUUCGACCUGAUCGCCGGCCACACCCUCGCCGACUCCAGCCAAGGCGGCGGGUUCAAGGGCAACAACGUGUACGGCAGGUUCUCGUUCAAAGGAGGCGCCUCCAGCACGGGACUCAUCGGGGGCCAGGACAGGUACUGUGGCGGGGCGGGCUCGGGGGGCGACGACGGAAACAUCCGCUCCGACGUGUCGGACAUCUCCACGCACACCGUCACCUACGGCAACCUGGAGGGCAACGCCAAGAGGCGCAAGCAGUUCAGGGACAGCCUGAAGAAGCGGCCGGCGUCGGCCAAGUGCCGGCGGGAGCACGACGACGUGGAGCUGAGCGCCUUCAGGAGGAGGCCCCACCACCACACCGUCCACCACCACUUCCCCUACGGACCGCUGGCGCACCGCCCGGCCUCGCCCUCCCUGGAGCGGAAGAGGGGCGGCGGAGCGGGUAAUUCCUCCCCUUACUUGUUCCGCAAAGAGAAAGACAACCUGAGGGAUUUCUACGCGGAGCAGCUCCGCUCCAAGGAGGGCAAGGCGGUGUGGGAGCAGGAGGGCGGCGGUGGAGGAAGCGGUGUGGGCGGCGGUGGCGGCGGCGGUAUCUGUAAGAGCUUAGUGCCCGUGGAAGACUUCCUGAAGGGGAAAGGGAAGAAGCAGGAGGGUAAAGGCGGGGUGGGCGGCAUAGCGGGCGGGGACUGGGAGUGCCGUAACUGCCACAGCGUGUGCCACCACGGCGGCGGCGUGGGAGGAGGCGGGGGCGGCGGCAGCCGGCCCAGCUCCGCCUCCUGCAAACGCUGCGACUCCUGCAAGAUGCAGCCGAGCAACCUGUACAACAUCAGCGAGGACAGCGGCCACGUGGCGUUGGGCGGCGGCGGGAAGGGCGGUGGCGCGGGGGGCGCCCCGACGCAGACUCAGGGUCAGCGCAGGAAGAAGGUGCUCCGGAGGCAGCACUCCUACGACACCUUCGUGGACCUGCAGAGGGAGGGGGCGGGCCGCGUGGGCGGGGCCGGCGGCGCAGGGGGGCAGGUCCCGAAGCCCCGGAGCGUGAGCCUGAAAGAGAAGGACCGCUUCAUGGAGGGCCCCAGCCCCUACGCCCACAUGUUCGAGCGCUACUCGGUCGACAGGGAGUCCCCCAUGUUCGGGGGGCCGGGCGGCGAUAGAGGAUCCUCCUUCAGCCUGUACCGCGGGGGCGAGGGCGGGGUGCACCGGCGCUCGGUGGGGGAGCGGGACCUUAGGGACAGAGAUAGAGCGAUGGUAGGAGGCGGCGGUGGUGGUGGUGGUGGUGGUGGCGGCAGCAGAGGGGCCGGGACUUACUCCUUGUCUAAAUCUCUCUACCCAGAUAAGGUGAACCAGAACCCCUUCAUCCCGACCUUCGGGGACGACCAGUGUCUCUUACACGGGGGCAAACCGUACUACGUCAAAAAGCCCCAGACGCAGCAGCUUCUCAACAACAGCCGGGGAGGCGGAAGCGGAGGAGGAGGAGGAGGAGGAGGAGGAGGGGAUUUCCGCAGCUCCAUGGGAGUCACUGCCUAUUUACCCGCGUCCGCCACAGCUGGGGUGAUGUCCAAUGUGGCCACCAGGUACCCCAAAGAAAUGUGUCUGGGCGGAGCCAACCACCGGGAGACGCUGGGCCUGGGGCCGGGCCACAGACCCUUCAACGGCGCCAGCAACGGACACGUGUACGAGAAGCUCUCCAGCAUCGAGUCGGACGUCUGA